AUGUCGGAACCUCUCCCCAUACCGGUAAAGCCCGGACAAGGUUCAGAGACUGGCAUGCUGUCACCAGAACCAGAAUUGGCUCGCGACACAGGCUCUCCAACGGACUCUUCGCCGCCAGAAGAAAUGAAGACGCCUAUCUUGUCUGCGUCGACUCCUGGCAGUCCACGAAUGUCCCGAAACCCCUCGUUCUCCGGAAGUAGUUCUUAUCAGGAGGACUGGGAGGGCUUUCCGCCGCUGGACAAACUUACGGUCUUCGACCUGCUGGAAAACUUUGCCCUCCCCGAACGAUUAGAGAAGAUACAGCGGAACAUAUCUGCGCAGACUGAGAAAGUACGCAGGCAGCGAGAUGUGUUGAAGACUCGCGGCAGUCAUGCAAAAGAGCGUGUGGUUGAGGAAUGGCGGAGACGAGUCCCGACAGCAGAUGAGCAGUUGGAUCGAUACAGGAAGCGUAUGCGUGAUAAUGUCGAUCGACUCGGGAGACGGUGGAAUGAUACAAAGGCUGUAACAGCCCGAGAGAAGGUCGCUUUUAUAUGCGGAGUCCUUAAUGUUCUGAUCAGUGGAUACCUCAUCGGCGGCUACCCCGAGCUCUUCCACUACUGGUACACAGCGCAACUCCUCUAUUUCAUGCCCAUCCGCUACUAUACCUACCACAAAAUAGGCUACCAUUACUUCCUGGCCGACCUCUGCUACUUCGUCAACUUUCUUUGCAUGUGCACCAUUUGGUUCUUCCCGAACUCCAAGCGCCUCUUUAUAAGCACCUACUGCCUAGCCUUCGGCAACAACGCCAUCGCCAUCGCCAUGUGGAGAAACAGCAUGGUCUUCCACAGCUUCGACAAAGUAACUAGUCUCUUCAUCCACAUCAUGCCCUGUGUAACACUUCAUUGCCUCGUCCAUCUCAUCAGCCCGGAGCACCAAGAACAGCGCUUCAACGCAAUCUACACCAUCAAGACCUCUCUCCCCGGCUCCAAAACCCACUACUCCCUCUUCGAUAUGACCCUUUGGUCCACCAUCCCCUACCUUGUCUGGCAACUCUCCUACCACUUCUUGAUCACUAUCCGACGCCGCGAGAAGAUCGCCGCCGGCCGUCCAACAUCCUUCACCUGGCUGCGGAAAUCCUACUCCAAGGCCUGGAUCGGGAAAAUCGUGCUCUCCCUGCCCGAAGCGCUGCAAGAGCCCGCUUUUAUGCUGAUCCAAUACUCGUACGCAGUGGCCACGAUGCUGCCAUGCCCGCUGUGGUUCUGGUACCGACACGCGUCGGCGAGCUUCCUGAUGGCAGUGUUCUGCUGGUCGGUGUACAAUGGCGCGACAUACUACAUCGAUGUUUUCGGCAAGCGCUUCCAGAACGAGCUGGAGGCCAUGAAGAAGGAGGUGUCAAAGUGGCAGAACAGCCCGGACAUGACGCCUAGGGCCGAAGGAGGUGCGGAGCUGGGCCCGGAGCUGGGGAGCGAUGGGGAUGGCCAGAGCAAUGAGAGACCGCGCAGCGUAGAUAAUAUCCCCUUGCUGAAGGACGGGGGCAGUACGGGCAUGGACAUGGAUGGCGGAGCGAAGGACGUGGCAAGGGAGAGGAAAGUCGGGGAUGUGCCGCAGUGA
This is a messenger RNA of Drepanopeziza brunnea f. sp. 'multigermtubi' MB_m1, 1590 nucleotides long. RefSeq lists its product as uncharacterized. Gene Ontology annotation, biological process: phosphatidylcholine biosynthetic process. The record is from RefSeq and is a predicted model, not a curated record. Lineage: Eukaryota; Fungi; Ascomycota; Leotiomycetes; Helotiales; Drepanopezizaceae.